AUGCAUGGGAAGGUUGUCUUUUCCAGUGAAACAGGUCCACCAAAAUACACCAAAUCAAUUUUAAAGAAGGGUGAUAAAACCAACUUUCCGAAGAAAGGAGACACCGUUCAUUGCUGGUAUACGGGAAAACUGCAGGACGGAACCGUCUUUGAUACCAACGUUCAAACAAGUUCAAAGAAGAAAAAAGCAGCCAAACCUUUAAGUUUCAAAGUUGGCAUAGGAAAAGUUAUCAGAGGUUGGGAUGAAGCUCUCUUAACAAUGAGUAAAGGAGAGAAAGCUCAACUGGAAAUUGAACCUGAAUGGGCUUAUGGCAAGAAAGGGCAGCCUGAUGCUAAGAUACCACCAAAUGCAAAACUCUUCUUUGAAGUGGAAUUGGUGGAUAUUGAGUGAAAUGAAGAAUUUUCUUUGCUGCUGGGAAUCCAUUUAUGAGCAAGAAAGCUUCCGACAACUACAGUUUUGCUCUUGUAACUUCAGGAUAUAGUUACAACUGUGGCCUUGUAUUGAAAUCAAGUUCCCCCCCCAACUGCUGUACAGUAACAUACCACUAAAGAAAACAUAGUUUAUACAUGCAAACGAUCUGACUUCUUUAUGUGUGUAGGCUCACCUCAAAAAUUAUUUCUCCUAGUGUGGGGAAAAAAUUGCUCAAGUCUCCAGUAAACUGUUAGAGUGGAAACAGA
Molecule: messenger RNA, 677 nt
Organism: Struthio camelus australis
Lineage: Eukaryota; Metazoa; Chordata; Aves; Struthioniformes; Struthionidae
Source: RefSeq, a predicted model, not a curated record